Messenger RNA from Cannabis sativa, 2082 nucleotides. Its product is annotated as AAA-ATPase At5g57480. The transcript has a single exon. Lineage: Eukaryota; Viridiplantae; Streptophyta; Magnoliopsida; Rosales; Cannabaceae. The coding region runs from base 171 to 1739 and encodes 522 amino acids. Gene Ontology annotation, molecular function: ATP hydrolysis activity; ATP binding. The record is from RefSeq and is a predicted model, not a curated record.
UUUUUUUUAAAAAAAAAAACACCAUUUUUUUUUCUCCUUCUUCUAUAAAUCUCCCCAAAACCCCAUAACAUUAACAAACCAAAAACUCUUCUCUCAAUAUAUUUUUCUCAAACCCAAUUUAUUUUUGUUUUCUUGAUUUUUUUUUUUCAAAAAUACCACAAAAUUUAGAAAUGAAAGAGUAUUGGACAUCUUUUGCUUCAUUAUUAGGAGUUUUAGCCUUCUGUCAAACCUUACUCCAAACCGUUUUCCCACCGGAACUCCGUUUCGCCUUAAUCAAACUCUUUAACAGAGUCUUUCACUGGUUCUCUUCCUACUGUUACUUCGAUAUAACGGAGAUUGACGGCGUUAACACUAACGAACUCUAUAACGCCGUACAGCUUUACUUAAGCUCUUCCGUUUCGAUAACAGGCUCGCGUUUGAGCCUCACGCGAGCUCUUAACUCAAGCGCCAUAACUUUCGGUCUCUCAAACAAUGACGUCAUCGUCGAUUACUUUAACGGCGUUAACGUUCUUUGGGAACAUAUCGUUACACAGCGUCAGUCUCAGACUUUUUCAUGGCGGCCAUUGCCGGAGGAGAAGAGAGGUUUCACUCUCAGAAUCAAGAAAAGAGAUAAAAGCUUAAUACUAAACUCUUACCUCGAUUUCAUCAUGGAUAAAGCUAACGAGAUCAGGCGGAAGAAUCAGGAUCGUCUUCUCUACACGAAUUCCAGAGGCGGAUCGCUCGAUUCCAGAGGACAUCCUUGGGAAUCUGUACCGUUUAAACACCCGAGUACUUUCGAUACUCUGGCUAUGGACCCGGAGAAGAAGAGCGAGAUAAUGAACGAUCUGAAAGAUUUCGCCGACGGUCAGAAUUUCUACCAGAAAACCGGUCGAGCUUGGAAACGUGGUUAUCUCCUUUACGGACCACCAGGAACUGGUAAAUCAAGUAUGAUUGCAGCAAUGGCGAAUUUUCUCGGUUACGACAUUUACGAUCUUGAGCUUACCGAAGUCCACACAAAUUCCGAGCUGAGAAAGCUUCUGAUGAAGACGAGUUCGAAAUCGAUCAUAGUAAUCGAAGACAUUGAUUGCUCCAUCAACUUAUCAAACAGGAAAAAACCUAACAACAAUAUCAACUCCAACUCCGGUCCUUCACCGGACAUGCGAAACGGAUCGGGUUUCGGAUCAGGAUCGGGUCACGAAGAAGGAGGAGGAAACACGAUUACUCUGUCUGGUUUGUUGAAUUUCACAGAUGGAUUAUGGUCUUGUUGCGGAAGCGAGAGGAUAUUCGUGUUCACUACGAACCACAUUGAGAAACUUGAUCCGGCAUUGUUGAGAUGUGGUCGUAUGGAUAUGCAUAUCUUCAUGAGUUACUGUUCAUUCUCUUCUCUGAAGAUUUUGCUUAAGAAUUAUUUGGGUUAUAACGAAGAAGAAGAAGAAGAAGAUAACAAGGCAAACGACGUCGUUUUGGGUGAUAUCGAAACCGUUAUAGAAAAAGCUCAAAUGACGCCAGCUGACGUCAGCGAGGUUUUGAUUAAGAACCGUCGUGAUAGAGCUAAGGCGGUUCGUGAGUUGUUGGAAGUUUUGAAGCUUAAAGCUAAGGCUAAUAACAGUACUGAGUUGGGGAAUCGGACGAGUGAACGAGUUGAAGAAGAGGAAGAACAAGAGAAGAGAGCUUUGGAGAGUCCUAAUGUUGACUUUGACCAUCUUAGUAGUUGUGAUAAUAAUAAGAAUGGUGAAAAAGAAGAAAGUAAAGAAAAAUGAAGAAUGAGGAAAGAAGGACUGAUUUUGACCGUUUUAGAAAGGAAAAAUAUGAAGAGGGACUGAUUUGCAAAUUUGAAGAAUUUUUAGUAGUAGUAGUAAUAGUAGCUAAAAAAAUUGAAAAAAUUGGGUAAAUUAAUUAUGGUAUAAUCCGAAUUUUUAACUUGUUAUUAAGCUUCAAUAAUGAGAGCUUAUUUUAUGUUAUGUAUAUAUAAAAAUUAUUAGUGUUAGUAAUAUUUAGGAGUUUUUUUAUUUUUUUUUUAUUUUUGUAUUUUUAUGAAAAUUAGCGUUGCAAUUCACAUAACAAUUAAUAGAGUAAUUUAAAUCGCAAUCUAACUUCAUAUAA